UUUACCACGCUCCAUACGUUAUUAAAAUCAAAAUAAAUUAAAAAAUACGUGAUUGUGGCCAUGCUUGUGUUGUUUUGUGUGUGUAUUCGAACACUAACACUGCAAAAACAUGUAAUAAUUUAAACCGUCAAUCAAGAAAAUAACCGUAUUUCACUACCGGAAACGCGUAUACAUGACGAUGCAUUAAGCGACCAGCUACGGUCGUGGCGACACGAAAAUGACUAGAAAUUAAAAAUGUGAUUAAAAAAUAAACAAACAUGUUCGCGAAAACGGAUCGAUUCUGGGAUCGGAGAAAGUUUAGAAAUUCACGAUGAUGCCGCGUUAUCGAUUUUUCGAUUCGAUAAAAUAAAUCGAUUCCUCUCGACUUAUCGCUUAGUUAUUGUGUUGCAAUUAUGUUAAAUUCUAAAGCAAUAUUAGGUUAAUUUGUAAAUAAGUGUAAAUAUUUCGGACACCAUUCCGUUCCUAGGCAUAACGGGGCCAAAAUCACGUAGCUAGAAUCAAAAUGCUACCAAAUAUAACGUUUGGUAGAACGAUGAGUUGGAAUGAAACGAACUCAACACAUUUAAUACCAAGUUACUUGAGCCAAGAGGAGUUCUUUGCGUUGCAAAACGGAUCGGAUCUAAAUUCGACGAUAAACGACACGCAUUUUGUGCUGAAGACUUGGUAUCCGAGUGGAUAUUCACCGGCGCAUAUAAUAAUCGCGUCGGUGGUUGUAACGGUUCUUAUGAUUAUGGUGGUAGUAGGGAACAUGUUGGUGAUUAUUGCAAUAGUGACUGAAAAGGCGCUGAAGAACAUACAAAACUGGUUCAUAGCGUCACUGGCUGUGUCAGACUUCUUUCUGGGUUUAGUGAUAAUGCCAUUUUCGCUCGCGAAUGAGCUUAUGGGUUACUGGAUUUUUGGGUUUUGGUGGUGCGAGAUACAUUCCGCGAUGGAUGUGUUGUUGUGCACCGCGUCUAUUAUGAAUUUGUGCCUCAUAUCAUUGGACCGCUACUGGAGUAUAACACAGGCGGUAGAUUACCUGAAAAAGCGGACACCUGCGCGUGCGGCGCUCAUGAUCGCAGCAGUAUGGCUCAUGAGCGCCCUUGUGUGUAUACCGCCAUUACUGGGGUGGAGAGUUAGCAGACCUCCUGAGCAGUUUCCACAGUGCAAGCAACCACAUCAGCAGAUAAUGCCGUCAGCGAUGAUGAACUCAACAUUCGAAGAGAAAGUGGAAGAGUUCAGUGAGGGAUGCAAAAUGGGGCUCCGGCUGAUAACAGUAGGAGAACAGAUGAGUUUCUUAAUGAACAUAUUCCUUCCUGGAUCGGCACUUUUGGUCAAAUUAGAUGGCCACCAGAUCUAA
Pieris rapae (cabbage white) is the source of this 1339-nucleotide messenger RNA. RefSeq names its product alpha-2C adrenergic receptor-like (gene Octalpha2R). The record is from RefSeq and is a predicted model, not a curated record. Lineage: Eukaryota; Metazoa; Arthropoda; Insecta; Lepidoptera; Pieridae. The transcript is spliced from 5 exons. Gene Ontology annotation, biological process: adenylate cyclase-activating adrenergic receptor signaling pathway. Bases 503 to 1339 code for a protein of 278 amino acids. Gene Ontology annotation, cellular component: membrane. Gene Ontology annotation, molecular function: G protein-coupled amine receptor activity.